AGAAUUCAAAAACUUAUUGGAUUUUGGACUUUUUCAAAUUCCGAGAUUCGAAAGUUAUGUUCGUGAUGACACUUUAAUGCAAUUAAAUAUUUUAGACUUGACUUCGUAUCGUUUACUUAAUUUUCCCGGAAGCAAAGAGAUUACCGUAGUCGCUCUUGAGAUUGGCUUAUAUUAG
Messenger RNA from Funneliformis caledonium, 175 nucleotides. NCBI's taxonomy places the organism in Eukaryota, Fungi, Glomeromycota, Glomeromycetes, Glomerales, Glomeraceae. The record is from the annotation of a GenBank genome assembly.